Messenger RNA from Loxodonta africana (African savanna elephant), 3160 nucleotides. It is a transcript of the gene SHISA2, whose product is annotated as shisa family member 2. The coding region runs from base 1 to 885 and encodes 294 amino acids. The transcript is spliced from 2 exons. The record is from RefSeq and is a predicted model, not a curated record. Lineage: Eukaryota; Metazoa; Chordata; Mammalia; Proboscidea; Elephantidae.
AUGUGGGGCAGCCGCCGCCCGGCCGCCGCCUCCGGGAACGCCGCCUCGCUGCUGCCAGUGCUGCUGGGUGCGCUGCUGGCGGCGGGCGCGCGGGCGGGCGGCGAGUACUGCCACGGCUGGCUGGACGCACAGGGCGUCUGGCGCAUCGGCUUCCAGUGCCCUGAGCGCUUCGACGGCGGCGACGCCACCAUCUGCUGCGGCAGCUGCGCCCUGCGCUACUGCUGCUCCAGCGCCGAGGCGCGCCUGGACCAGGGCGGCUGCGACAACGACCAGCAGCAGGGCGCCGGCGAGCCUGGCCGGGCGGACAAAGACGGCCCCGACGGCUCGGCAGUGCCUAUCUACGUCCCGUUCCUCAUCGUGGGUUCCGUGUUUGUUGCCUUCAUCAUCUUGGGGUCCCUCGUGGCAGCCUGUUGCUGCAGAUGCCUCCGGCCCAAGCAGGAGCCCCAGCAGAGCCGAGCCCCUGGGGGCAACCGCUUGAUGGAGACCAUCCCCAUGAUCCCCAGCGCCAGCACGUCCCGAGGGUCUUCCUCUCGCCAGUCCAGCACAGCUGCCAGCUCCAGCUCCAGCGCCAACUCGGGUGCCCGGGGCCCCCCCACCAGGUCACAGACCAACUGCUGCAUGCCAGAGGGGACCAUGAACAACGUGUACGUCAACAUGCCCACCAACUUCUCCGUGCUGAACUGCCAGCAGGCCACCCAGAUCGUGCCGCACCAGGGGCAGUACCUGCACCCGCCCUACGUGGGGUACACGGUGCAACACGACUCGGUACCCAUGCCGCCCGUGCCCCCUUUUAUGGAUGGCCUGCAGACUGGCUACAGGCAGAUCCAGUCCCCCUUCCCCCAUACUACCAGCGAGCAGAAGAUGUUCCCGGUGGUGACUGUGUAGCUCCCAAGAGCGUCAGAGAUGCAGACAGUCAGCUUGUAGAGAUGCCUUGUCGUGAGAGGCUAUCCAUGUCGGUGAGAUUGGUGGCGGGAUUCUUCAUGACAGGUGCGUUUCCCCCACACCAUAUGCAGAUAUCCCUGCCUCAGCGUUCCUGGAUGGUCCAUCCCCGCGCCUGACUGAUCAAUGGUGGGAAAGCACAUUCGCUCGAGCUGCCUCUGCUGUUUCUGGUGGUGAAGUCACAGAUGCCUGUGCCCUUAAGUGUCCCCAAGGUACAGAUGUCAAAAGAAUUGUGUAAACUGAAAGAUUAAGGGUUUUUAUUUUAUCAUUAUUAUUAUUUCUAUUUUGUCUUUAUCUUCACAAGAUUAGAAUUGCUGUGACCUACCUCCCUUUUCACUUGGGCCUUUUUUUUUUUUUUUUUUUUAAAUAAACACCCAAGGUUGAGAGGAAGACAUAAAUUACGUGGUCAUUAUAAAAGGAAACCAACUUGAACACUCUGAAAUUCAUCAUUGAUCUCAGUAUUUCACAGGCAAAUCUUAAUUUCAGUGUAUAAAAAAAUAUAUAUAUAUAUAUUUUGUGAUCAUGCUUUUUUACCUUCGGUAGAGAUCUUAUUACAAAGUGAUUUUCUACGUUAAAAGGAGACUGAAAGAAAUUUUAUAGUCACUUAACCCGUGAAGACGUUUCAGAACUCUAGGAUUAUUUUAAUCUUGAAAUAGUGGGUGCUGUUGUCAUAAAACCAUUCAUCCCCUUCUUGUUGAAUCUUUUAAUUUCCUGGCCUUCCAGGGACAUCUGAGAAGAUGCAAUAAUUUGAUAUUUUUAAAAUGGCAAUCAUAAACCAUCAAGCUGCUGCUUUUCCAAGUGACUUUUAAUUUUGCCAUGUGGUAUAGCUUGUCAUUUCGCUCUGUUUGGUUUUUGAAUCCUGAUUUCUAUAUAGUACUGAGUGCAGGUACUGUAGUUAUAUGUGAAGGUCAGUCCUUCCGCCUAGAUUUGAUAAAAUGUUUUCUUGUUUCACCUAGUAAAAAUUCAAAGAAAUGCUUUACAGUGAUUUUUAGUAUAGCCUUUAUGCCAUAAUCUGAAACUUGGAGUGAAAUGUAAAUCACAGAUACAGAUUUACUUUGCAAAUCAUGAGGCUUUUAUACUCUCACCGUCAAAAUGGCUUUUUUCAGGAAACAGGGACUUUUCAGUCAGGAGAAAAGCUUUUCAAAGAGAGAUUGCCUUUCUUCCACCAAGUUGGGUCUUUCUUCUUGUUUUCCUCUGUCCUCAGCAAGAGCUGUAUUUAUCGCCGUUGUUCUGACUUACCAAAAUUGCAAGUGAAUUUAUUUGUAUAUUGUUUACUUAUAUAAAAAAAUAAGUUUACGUAUGUGCAAAUACAUUUUCAAAUGCUAGCAAAACCAAGAUUUGUAACUAAACAAACCUUUGUGAGGUGUGGUCUUUUACACAUUUUUAUAUCUAUCUGUCUAUCUCAUGACAAUAACGUAAAACCAUUGGCAGCGAUCAGUAUCAACAAAGACACUAUAAUCACAUUUUUUUUUUUUUUGAUAACCAAAGGUGGGGGAAAUAAUUUUACUUAUUAAUAAAUGUUUUAUGGUGUGAAUUUCUAGGGGAGUUGGUUUUUUUCAUUUUGUUUCUAGUUAGUAAUUUUCCAGGUCGUUUAUUAAACUUGCUAAUCUGAUAAAAUUACUAAAAAUCAUAAAUAUUGCUUUUUAGAAGCAAUAUUAGAAAAUGAUUGCUAUCUGAGAAGUUUAUAUGUACAUGCUGUGAGUCUGUGUGUAUUUUACAUAUUCUGGUGGAAAUGUUGACAACACAAAAGACAAUUCUUUUGGGAUCAAUAAGUGUGUUUCCUACAUUGUUUUGGAUGAAGAAUUCCUACUUACCUUAAAAAAAAAAAAUUGUUGUCGAGUUGACUCUGACCCAUACCAACCCCGUGUGUAUCGAUAGAACUGUGCUUCAUAGGGUUUUUGGUGGCUGACUUUUUGGAAGUAGAUGCCAAGACUGUUUUCUGAGGCUCCUUUCAGUUAGCUGAACUUGUUAACCUUAGAGAUCGUAUAGCCUAGGGACUGGCAAUUUUUUUUUUCCUGGUAAAAGGGCUAGGUAAUAUUUUAGGCAUCGCAAGUCAUAUGGUCUCUGUUGCAGUGACUCAACAGCUCUGCCAAAGUAGCUGGAAAGCGGACAGAUGACAUGUAAACAAGUAAGCUUAGCUAUGUUCCAAUAAAACCUUAUCUACGGACAUUGAAAUUUGAAUUUCAUAUAAUUUCCACAUGUCAUGAUGUUAUUUUUCUUU